Molecule: messenger RNA, 1971 nt
Organism: Cuscuta europaea
Lineage: Eukaryota; Viridiplantae; Streptophyta; Magnoliopsida; Solanales; Convolvulaceae
Source: the annotation of a GenBank genome assembly
CUGCAAAUGAGAUUCAAGAAGAGAUUUUGGGGUUUUAUAAGAAUCUAUCAGGCUCUCCUGCAAGCACCACAAGGGCGGUUGAUAUUGGGAUUGCACAUACUGGGCCUGUGCUGAACCAGUUGCAGAGACGAGCUCUUAUUCAGCCUGUUACAAUAAAGGAAAUCAAAGAAGCCUUGGACCAAAUUGGUGAUGAAAAGGCUCCAGGGUAUGAUGGUUUUAGUGUUGCCUUUUUCAAAAAAUCUUGGAGUGUGAUUGGAAAUGAAGUUACCUCUGCAGUACAGGACUUUUUCAUAACUGGGAAGAUCCUUAAAAGUGUUAAUAGUACACUGAUUACUUUGAUACCUAAAAGUGAUACUGCAAAUACUAUUAAGGAUUAUAGACCUAUUUCCUGCUGCACCGUUUUGUACAAAUUGAUCGCCAAAAUCCUUACCAGUAGACUGAGUCCUGUUAUGGAUGUUUUAGUGAGCCCUGCACACUAUACUUGCACAAGAAAUAAUUAGGGGCUACGGGCAAAAGAGGAUAUCUUCUAGAUGUAUGAUGAAACUGGAUUUAAGAAAGGCUUAUGAUUCUGUCCAAUGGAGCUUCCUUGAGCAAUUGCUCCGUGCCUUUAGAUUUCCUAGUCGGUUUGUUAACUGGAUUAUGACUUGCAUUCAGACAGUUUCUUAUAGGAUUUGUAUAAAUGGUCAAGUUACAUCACCCUUCUCUGCCAGAAAAGGGUUGAGACAAGGCGAUCCUGCCUCUCCUUAUCUGUUUGUUCUAGCAAUGGAAUACCUCAGCAGAAUGCUCAAGCACUUGCACACUCAUCCAGAUUACAGAUUUCAUCCCAGGUGCGCAGGAUUAGGUAUCACCCAUUUAUCCUUUGCAGAUGACCUUUUAUUUUUCUCUAAAGGAACAAAGAAAUCUGUAGCUGCAAUUUUGAAUACUUUUGAAAAAUUUAGUCAGUCUUCUGGCUUGGAGGCAAACCUGGAUAAAAGUGAAAUCUACUUUGGUGGUCUGAGUGAGGUUAAAAAAAGGGAUAUUACUGAAGCUGUUCAACUUAAAGAAGGCAAAUUACCUUUUAGGUAUCUGGGAGUGCCUCUCAACUCUAAGAGGCUCUCUAUCCUCCAAUAUCAACCUCUUCUUGAUAAAAUGCUAGGGAAGAUCAGGCAUUGGACUGCGAAGUUGUUAAGUUAUGGAGGCAGAUUACAAUUAGUUCAGAUAUUCUCUAUGCAGUCCAAAGUUUUUGGAGCCAGGUUUUCUGCCUUCCCACAAAAGUCAUUAAAAAAAGGCCAAAUUUGUCGUGCCACAGUUACAUAAAGCAAUUACGGGGUCAACCCCUUUAUUUAAAGUGAACGUGACAAUAUUAGUGAAACCAUAUAAAAAUGGUUUCAAUAUUAUUGAUAAAAUACAGACCAAUGGAAAUGGAAAUUUUUCUAUAUUAGUUACAGUAAUCAUGUAUUUCAUGGAUUUUCAUUUCGACAGUUUUUGAAAAGAAGAUAACUUAGCCUUAUUUUAACUUUUUCCAUUUGGACGUGGGUUCGUUUCCAAUUAAUACAUUGGUUUGUCUUCUUGUAAUACUUUUGAGUGUUAGAGUGAUACUUUUGACAUUUCCAAUUCCUUUAGAAAUGUUAUUAUCAUCAAUCAUUUAAUUAUUUUAUAAGGGAUGAAUAAAGAUUACACCAAUGGUUUCAUAUAGAUAUCAAAGUACAUUCUUGAUACUAUUUCAAUGAUGAUAUACGAUGUAUUGGUCCUAAGCUAUUUUCAGUUAACACGUUCUUGAGAAUGUAUUAUUUAAUCGAAUGUGUUUGUCAAAGUACAAUCAUGCGCAUAUUGCACUUUCAUUGAGAAUUGCUUCUCCCAAUAACUUUCCAAUAAUGGAUAUAUUUUCUAGCAUCCAUAUUUCGACCAAUCAUGGGAGUGCUAAUAGUUUACAUUUAUCCAUAUUAAUUUGUCUGAGAACUCUUUUGGAUGUAUGCAACUGGUGAAUUAUUA